AUGCUGGCACUGCUGGCCGCCGGCCUGGCGCUCGCCGUGGCCACCAGGGCCCAGGAUAGCCCGGUGCCUGGCAGCCGCUUCGUGUGCACCGCGCUGCCCCCGGAGGCGGCUCGCGCCGGCUGCCCGCUGCCUGCGAUGCCCAUGCAGGGCGGCGCGCUGAACCCCGAGGAGGAGCUGAGGGCCGCGGUGCUGCAGCUGCGCGAGACCGUCGUGCAGCAGAAGGAGACGCUGGGCGCGCAGCGCGAGGCCAUCCGCGAGCUCACGGGCAAGCUGGCGCGCUGCGAGGGGCUGGCGAGCGGCAAGGCGCGGGGCGCGGGGGCCACGGGCAAGGACACUAUGGGCGACCUGCCGCGGGACCCCGGCCACGUCGUGGAGCAGCUCAGCCGUUCGCUACAGACCCUCAAGGACCGCCUGGAGAGCCUCGAGCACCAGCUCCGAGGGAACGUGUCGAAUGCGGGGCUGCCCGGCGACUUCCGCGAGGUGCUCCAGCGGCGGCUCGGGGAGCUGGAGCGGCAGCUGCUGCGCAAGGUGGCCGAGCUGGAGGACGAGAAGUCCCUGCUCCACAACGAGACCUCGGCUCACCGGCAGAAGACCGAGAGCGCCCUGAACGCGCUGCUGCAGAGGGUGACCGAGCUGGAGCGAGGCAACAGCGCCUUCAAGUCGCCAGAUGCCUUCAAAGUGUCCCUCCCCCUCCGCACAAACUACCUGUACGGCAAGAUCAAGAAGACGCUGCCCGAGCUGUACGCCUUCACCAUCUGCCUGUGGCUGCGGUCCAGCGCCUCACCGGGCAUUGGCACCCCGUUCUCCUAUGCGGUGCCUGGGCAGGCCAACGAGAUCGUGCUGAUAGAGUGGGGCAACAACCCCAUCGAGCUGCUCGUCAACGACAAGGUCGCGCAGCUGCCCCUGUUUGUCAGCGACGGCAAGUGGCACCACAUUUGUGUCACCUGGACGACGCGGGACGGCAUGUGGGAAGCUUUCCAGGAUGGGGAGAAGCUCGGCACUGGGGAGAACCUGGCCCCCUGGCACCCCAUCAAGCCAGGGGGUGUGCUGAUCCUCGGGCAGGAGCAGGACACCGUGGGGGGCAGGUUCGAUGCCACGCAGGCGUUCGUGGGCGAGCUCAGCCAGUUCAACAUAUGGGAUCGCGUCCUUCGUGCACAGGAAAUUGUCAAUAUCGCCAACUGCUCCACGAACAUGCCGGGCAACAUCAUCCCGUGGGUGGACAACAACGUCGACGUGUUUGGGGGGGCGUCCAAGUGGCCCGUGGAGACGUGUGAGGAGCGUCUCCUCGACUUGUAG
Propithecus coquereli (Coquerel's sifaka) is the source of this 1296-nucleotide messenger RNA. RefSeq names its product neuronal pentraxin II (gene NPTX2). The coding region runs from base 1 to 1296 and encodes 431 amino acids. The record is from RefSeq and is a predicted model, not a curated record. NCBI's taxonomy places the organism in Eukaryota, Metazoa, Chordata, Mammalia, Primates, Indriidae. The transcript has 5 exons.